Molecule: messenger RNA, 1170 nt
Organism: Danaus chrysippus (African queen)
Lineage: Eukaryota; Metazoa; Arthropoda; Insecta; Lepidoptera; Nymphalidae
Source: the annotation of a GenBank genome assembly
AUGGGUGGAACUGAGAUAACAUCCCCUUUGCCAUACGAAUUCCCAAGUUUAAAAAUAAAUGCUGUAGAACAUUCAUUAAACGAAACGCUGUCAAAUUUUAAAGUGUCAGUUAUUAAGAAAUUAUGCGACACAAAGGAAAUAUCAGCACUUGAUUCUAUAAGAGAGCUCACAAAGUCAAGUACAGAAAUAUCAAAAAACUGUUCCCCAAAUGAUUAUAAAGAAACAAGUCCAGACAAAGAUAUUAAAGAUGUUAAUAAUGAUACCGUAUUAGAAAUAGAGGGAACUCCGACCGGUCGGAAAAGUCCUAUUAUACAAAGCAAGAAAGGCAAACAUCAACAAAACAUAAAAGAUAAGAUUAAAUGUCCCGAUGAUUGGCUCACACCAGAGAGAAAAAGUAUAAAACUAUCAUUUCCAUCACAAAAUCAACAGAAAACUGGUGCAAGAUUAAAACAGUCUAGACUAAGUCUGGUAAAGACAAAAAAUAUGAAUACUAUAGACCUUACAUGUUCUCCAGAAUGUAUUAAAAAUUUAAAUGAGACGGAAAUACAGCGUGAUGUAAAGAAAGAUAUUUUCGAUAGUGACACCAUUCUACCGUCACCAACUAGUGGUGUUAUAAAACUUCCAGUAUACAAAACUCUAUCCAAAGAAAGUCCGAAUAAAAUGAAAAGGCCACAAAUGUCAAUGAAAUUGGAUUUAGAAGAAGCUCCGAGUAUAAGUAAUGUGGGCAAUUCAAAUGAUGUUGAAGAUUCAAUUAAUAUAUUACAGAAUUAUCCCAAAAGUCCCACUAAGAAGCCGUUGAAUGAGAAUGUAAAUAUCGUGAACAAAUCAGUUGAUGGUGAAUCAAGAUCAUCUUUAGUAAAACCUCCAACAACAGCAAACACAGCUCAGAACAAUCAAUUGUAUAAAGUGGAGCCUCUCUUUAAAGAACCAAGUGUUAGGACAAAGGCAGAGAAACGAUCAUUACCAGGCUGGAGUUGUGAUGAGUGCAGAGAAUUCUUCGACGAGCUAUAUAAAGACGACCCUGUGAUGUUGGCGCGUAAGAUGAACGAGUGUUCAAAACAUCGCGGUCGGAACAAUCCUGUUAGACCGAAUACGCCAGGCGGGUUCUGGGAACCAAGGUGGGAUGUACCUGAUGAUACUGAAGAAUUCAAUAGAAGGAAUAACGUCUGA